AUGAAGCACAUCAAGGUCCAUGCGGCUGCAGCUGUGAAGUAUGCAAAGCUGGUUAGUGAAUUUUCGAACCUACCCGAUGGUCGAGGUGCCAACCACGCUCUACUCGCACGAUUCUUCGGGAGGUUGCUAUCGCAUGCAUCAUCUUCAACAAUUAUUUGCCACCAAGAAGAGCGUUUUGCUCUUGCAUAUACAUUUGAUAAAGCAGUUGACGAGAGGUCCGCUCAGAGCGAAACGAUAUGGGCCCUCAGCUCUGCUAUAGAAUACGAAUCAUGCUUUGACUUUGUGGACAAGACAAGCUCAGAGACCUCUAAGUCUUUGGGCAGGCUACUCUUUCUUCGCGGUUUCCCUUCUGCGGAGUGGUUGAGCCUUAUCGGUGCUAAGUACAAAAUUGAUUCGGAAAUCUUCAUGCGCUUUCUGCAUUUUAAACCAGCGAAAGAAUCCACUGUCAACUAUUCUUUGCCAGCUCUACCGACAGCAACAUGGAAUAUUCUUGAGCUUCCGAUAAUAACAAUAGGGGAAAGAAAAGUUCUUCCAGGUGUUGUACAUCAGGCUGAAGUGGAUAGCAUGCGCAAGGAAGCAAGUUCAAAAGUUCAAGAGCACCAUGAUCACCUACGCGGAUAUGAUAUCGCAGUGGCUUCUUCUAUAGUCAGAGAUGUUGCUAUUAUUGACCACAGUUGCUUCGCUCUCGAACAGCGCAUCUGGAUCUGUCAGCAACCGCUCAGAAGAAAAGACACUGAAGACGUUCAAUGGACAGUUGUUGUGUGGACAGACGCAGGUCAUAGACCAAGUAUCCAGUCUAUCUUGGAUCUCAAGGUCCUUCCGGAAGCAUUCCAGACCGAGGCAACAUCUCUUGCACCUGUCAUCGACUACAAACCGGGUACUGGCCUUAAAGCUCAGAAAUAUACUUCCCACGGGUAUGAACAUCCAAUCAGGGGCGCAGAGGCGGCAUCGCAACUUUGUGUUGGAUAUGGCCGAACUUUGUAUACAAAUGUCAUGGCAACCGACCCGCUCUACGCCCUGACUGAGGUGUUCAAUAUUACCACAGCCUCCUUAAACCAAUAUCUUAACCUCGUCGAGCAUAAGUUGGCUGGAUUCACUGACGACGAGCAUUACGACAAUUUUGACAUGCUAUCCAACCUACGCUACAGUAAAGACAUAUUAUAUCGGCAGCAACGGCAACUUGAACAGGUCAAUGCCUGGCUGAAGCUUUACCAGCUUCACGGAGGAAUUGGCUGGCGCACUACCAGUCAAGAAGAUCCCAAAGCAGCUCAGGCGCUAAUAUCAGUGGUCCAACGAUAUGAGUAUCUCCAGACACGUGUCAAAACAUUGCAAGCUCAAUGUCAGGAUGCUAUCUCCAGUCUUAUGAAUAGCAUCAAUUUGAAGGAGAUCAAGAAUUCUUACGAACAAUCUAAGCGCAUCGGCAAGCUCACUUUCCUGGCUUUCGUGUUUGCGCCAAUGUCGUUCACCACAUCCUUCUUCGCCAUGGACAUAGGCUUAAAGAACCUCUCGCUUAAAACUUGGGUUAUAGUGACGAUUGUUCUGGUGGGCAUAACAUUUGUCCCCUUGGUCUUCGACGUUAUGAGCUGGAUCAAGAGUCUGAGUAGGAAAUUGCGCAACAUGUUGGAAAAGGCGAGAUAUCUCUAA
Messenger RNA from Trichoderma virens Gv29-8, 1644 nucleotides. RefSeq lists its product as uncharacterized. Gene Ontology annotation, molecular function: metal ion transmembrane transporter activity. The coding region runs from base 1 to 1644 and encodes 547 amino acids. Gene Ontology annotation, cellular component: membrane. The transcript has 4 exons. Gene Ontology annotation, biological process: metal ion transport; transmembrane transport. NCBI's taxonomy places the organism in Eukaryota, Fungi, Ascomycota, Sordariomycetes, Hypocreales, Hypocreaceae. The record is from RefSeq and is a predicted model, not a curated record.